AUGUCCUCUAUCAAACCAAGUGUGACCAAGCGUGCCUGUGAUGGCUGUAAGAUUAGAAAGAUCCGCUGUGGCGGCGGUCAACCUUGCAGGUCCUGCACCAAGGCCAAAAUCAAGUGUACUUAUGUCCGAGUUCAGCAAUGUCGAGGACCGAGGAGAUUGCGCUCCACGACGCAGUUCCUUAUCGAGCAAGCACAGGUUGAGGGCGACAGCAAUGGCUGCGUAGCCUCGCACAGCUCGACUGAAGCUAUACUCGAAAGGCUCCAUUCCAAUAGUACGCCUGCGCGACAGACAACGUUCACGGAAAGGUCGGUCGCAUGUGUUUGCGCAACGUACACCACUGUCCCCCUGCUAACACACUGUAGUUCGCGCAUUCCUCUGGAUGCCCUGACGUCCCCGCUUUCCAUUUACCACGUGCGCAUGUACCCCGUUUGGCCCAUUGUCAACGUCGAAGACAUGGUGUCCGUACUUCAACUGGAUGCUGAUCAGAGUGACAACGAGACUUAUGCGUUAUCGACUGCAGUAGCAGCAGCGACAAUAGCCCAACUACCACUGGAGCAAGGUCCCGGUGCCAGGGAGACGAUCACAGCCGAGAUAUUGGCAGCGGAAUGCUUGCGCGCUCGAAACCUAUGCGAUUACCGGUCCCAGGCGAACUUGAACAGUAUCCGGACGUCCUUUUUUCUGCAUGUGUACUAUGAAAACCAAAAGCCCGGAGGGAGUGAAUCUCUUCUACACUUAAGAGAAGCGAUCUCCAUAGCUCAAAUAAUGGGUCUCCACCGAGAAUCCUCUUAUAAUGGGCUGUCAUUCGAGGAGCAACAAUUGCGUCGGCGUGUCCUUUGGCUACUAUUUGUCACAGAACGAGGGGUUUGUAUCCUCCACAGGUACCCCGUCACAUUAAAAACAAACAUCUCAGCCCCGGUGAUUGACGAAAACGACGAAACACAUGUCCUCCCCGCCUUCCUCAAGCUCCUCAGCCUCUUUCAGAUCUUCGAGAAAUCGGGAAUGUUUGAUAUAAUUCAGGAUGAAGAGACAGCCAUGCAGCCAGGUGCAAAUAAUGUGGGGCGUGUCGAUUGGCCCUUCUUGGAGAGUCUUCAGCGUAAUCUGCAGGACGGAUCGACGCUUUUUGACCAUAUCUCCGAUGUACAGAAGGCAGACCUGUGCGUCACUCGACACUGGAUGCGAAUGAUCCUAUGGAAACUGUCCCCAAAAAGCUAUCUGGGGUCUUCCCCGUCCGCCGACUGGUCCAUGUCCCUUUAUUUCCCACUCAACGUCGCUAAGGAGCUAGUGAGCAUCGUCUCGCAACUACCUCGGUCGGCCGUCGAGGCGCAUGGUUUGGGUAUGGAGCUCAAGAUUUAUGAGGUUGCCAACUCUCUUGCUGAUGCGAUUACGGAUCUCGCUGCCCUGCCACUUUCCCCUGAAUGGGAGGACUCACUUGUUUAUCCGGCCGACGCGAACGAUUUGACCUACGCCUCGGUUUGUGAUAUGUCUUUUGGGAGUUCAGACGAUGGUGACCAGAACCAAGCCCAACAAUACUCAGAUGCAGAUACCCUCUUUCAACCUAUGUAUGACGAAGCGGCAUCCAAUUUCCUGUUUGAUCCCAGUAGUGUAGCCAUUGCAACGGAAGAAAUGCCACCUUUGUCACCCAUAUGGUCGUCGUUCGCGCCGAUGAACGCAAUCACCGAGGACAUAGCAUCCCAAAUCUUACGAGCCUCAACCCAGGAUCUUCUAUAUCCUGGUGCUGAAUUCCCGAAUUUUACCACGAACACCGAUUUUGCUGGUCUCUACUGA
Aspergillus oryzae RIB40 is the source of this 1785-nucleotide messenger RNA. Its product is annotated as Zn(II)2Cys6 transcription factor. The record is from RefSeq and is a predicted model, not a curated record. Gene Ontology annotation, molecular function: zinc ion binding; DNA binding; DNA-binding transcription factor activity, RNA polymerase II-specific. Lineage: Eukaryota; Fungi; Ascomycota; Eurotiomycetes; Eurotiales; Aspergillaceae. The transcript is spliced from 3 exons. Bases 1 to 1785 code for a protein of 594 amino acids. Gene Ontology annotation, biological process: DNA-templated transcription; regulation of DNA-templated transcription.